AUGUCCGGUGGUAAAGGAAAGGCAGGUUCCGCUGAAAAGGCUUCUACAACCAGAUCCGCUAAGGCUGGUUUGAUCUUCCCAGUUGGUAGAGUUCACAGAUUGUUGAGAAAGGGUAACUACGCUCAAAGAGUUGGUUCUGGUGCUCCAGUUUACUUGACUUCCGUUUUGGAAUAUUUAACUGCUGAAAUCUUGGAAUUGGCUGGUAACGCUGCUAGAGACAACAAGAAGUCCAGAAUUAUCCCAAGACACUUGCAAUUGGCCAUCAGAAACGAUGAAGAAUUGAACAAAUUGUUGGGUAGCGUCACCAUUGCUCAAGGUGGUGUUUUGCCAAGUAUCCAUCAAAACUUGUUGCCUAAGAAGACCGCUAAGGGUAAGGCUUCUCAAGAAUUGUAA
Lizanozyma spartinae is the source of this 393-nucleotide messenger RNA. Its product is annotated as histone H2A. The transcript has a single exon. The record is from RefSeq and is a predicted model, not a curated record. Lineage: Eukaryota; Fungi; Ascomycota; Pichiomycetes; Serinales; Debaryomycetaceae. Gene Ontology annotation, molecular function: DNA binding; protein heterodimerization activity; structural constituent of chromatin. Bases 1 to 393 code for a protein of 130 amino acids. Gene Ontology annotation, cellular component: nucleosome.